This is a messenger RNA of Syngnathus acus (greater pipefish), 4747 nucleotides long. It is a transcript of the gene cds2, whose product is annotated as CDP-diacylglycerol synthase (phosphatidate cytidylyltransferase) 2. The transcript has 13 exons. Gene Ontology annotation, molecular function: phosphatidate cytidylyltransferase activity. Lineage: Eukaryota; Metazoa; Chordata; Actinopteri; Syngnathiformes; Syngnathidae. The coding region runs from base 147 to 1517 and encodes 456 amino acids. Gene Ontology annotation, cellular component: endoplasmic reticulum membrane. The record is from RefSeq and is a predicted model, not a curated record.
CGGAAUUGAUAUUCCAUUUCCCCUCCCACUUAACUCGGCGGGGUUUUAAUGUCAACUAAAACCGUGUAGAAUUUUAAUCAGAGGAGAGCCAAGUGUCACCGAACCACAGGACCUUCGCUGCUAUCGUUCGGCCGUGGUUUGCAAAGAUGACAGAACUAAGGCAGCGUGGAGCCAAAGACACCGAGGCGACGUUACAAUAUCAACCGUCCGAGGACAAGGCUUCAGACAAUGAGCUGAGGUCAGAAAAAGAUGGUGGGACAGACAGCGACCCCAAAAUGGACUCAGGGGACACGGGGGUUCCUGAGGUGCCAGUGCCACCUGAUGACACACCAGAAGUGUUGAAUAAAGCCUUGUCCGGACUGUCCUCAAGAUGGAAAAACUGGUGGGUUCGAGGGAUCCUUACACUCGCCAUGAUUUCCUUCUUCUUCUUCAUCAUCUACCUAGGCCCCAUGGUGCUAAUGAUGAUUGUCCUGUGUGUUCAGAUCAAAUGCUUCCAGGAAAUCAUCACCAUUGGUUACAGCGUUUAUCACUCUUAUCAUCUGCCAUGGUUCAGGACACUGAGUUGGUACUUCCUGCUCUGCGUUAAUUACUUCUUCUAUGGUGAGACCGUCACAGAUUACUUCUUCACACUUGUGCAAAGGGAAGAGCCACUUCGCAUCCUCAGCAAAUAUCACCGCUUUAUAUCUUUUGCCCUCUACCUCACAGGUUUCUGCAUGUUUGUGCUGAGUUUGGUAAAGAAGCACUACCGCCUUCAGUUCUACAUGUUUGGGUGGACUCACGUGACUUUGCUGAUUGUAGUGACGCAGUCUCACCUCAUCAUUCACAACUUGUUUGAAGGGAUGAUCUGGUUUAUUGUUCCAAUAUCCUGUGUGAUCUGUAAUGAUAUUAUGGCCUACAUGUUUGGGUUCUUCUUUGGCCGCACCCCUCUCAUUAAGCUGUCACCAAAGAAGACGUGGGAGGGAUUCAUUGGUGGAUUCUUCGCUACCAUUUUGUUUGGCAUCAUGCUCUCCUAUGUGAUGGCUGGCUACCGCUACUUUGUAUGUCCAGUUGAGUUCAACAACGAUUCCAACAGUUUCCAAGUAGACUGCGAGCCGCCGGAACUUUUCCAGCUUCAGGACUACACCCUUCCGAGCAUCCUAGAGUCUGUCACUGGAUGGACCACAGUUCGUCUCUAUCCAUUCCAGAUUCACAGCAUCGCUCUGUCCACUUUUGCCUCCAUUGUCGGACCCUUUGGUGGCUUCUUUGCCAGUGGCUUUAAGAGGGCCUUUAAGAUAAAGGAUUUUGCCAACACUAUUCCAGGACACGGUGGCAUAAUGGACCGAUUCGACUGCCAGUACCUCAUGGCCACAUUUGUCAAUGUCUACAUUGCUAGUUUUAUCAGGGGCCCCAACCCUACCAAGGUGAUUCAGCAGCUUCUGGCCCUCCGUGCCGACCAGCAGCUCUUCAUCUUCAGUUCUCUGAAGGCUCACCUAACAGAGAAGGGCUUACUUCCCGUGGUGGAGGAGGCGGCCGCCUAGAGUGUUGGUUUGCGUCUGGAGGCGGUCCUGCUGUGGGAGACUCACAGUGCUUUUCUGUGAGCAUAAAAAAAGGAAAAUCAACAAAAAGAAAAAGUCGCCUUGGGGUCAUUCCAUUUCAUUUGGGUAUGAGUUACGUGCGCUUCCAUGCUGUACGCGAAUCACGGCACAUGAGUAUUUCUAGGUUCAAGUACUGACCACCUUUCCAUUUAAGCCUUUCAGUCUGUCUGUUCUACUUUUGCACCUGUACACGAUACUCUCUAUUUACCCUAAUUUUGUGUGGGUAUUUUACUGUUCAUUUUUUUAAUGCACUGCUUUCAAAUGUGCAACUCACUGUAUUGUUACCCUUCCUAUUGAGUUGUUUUGGAGUGAUAUAGUUAUUUAUAGUUUUUUUAAUAUAGCAGUCCUGUUGAACUACACUGAAAAGAAAAAUGGUGUGUUGAAUUUACACAAUUUUAUUUUGGUGGUUGCACAAAAUAAAAUCAUCUGGAGUGGAUCCAGAUAUAUUUCCUUGUACUUCCACUCAGUCCCUUUGAACGUGUAAACAACUUAGAUUUACAAUAGAUUAUUAUUUUCCUUUUCUUGCUCACAAAUUUUAAUAUUUCAUAUAAAAUAUAUUUAGGUUGAACUAUACAUGUGUUUAAAAACUAUAUCUAGAGCCACAUAUUAUAAUUUUGUGCAACCACUUGACCACAUUAAAUUGUGUAAAUUAGAGGAAAACUUUUUAUAGAGUACAAACCCCAAUUCCAAUGAAGUUUACUUGUCCAAAAUGUAAAUAAAAACAAAAUACAAUGAUUUGCAAAUAAUUUUCACCCUAUUUUGAGCCUGAACCCAUCUUUGGGUGUUGUUAGACAACCAUGCUGGUUUUGGAUGUGGUGCCACCUGAGGGGCUGAAGUUCACAAUGUUGCUUUUCGGCCCUGCUGCUUACGUACAUAGAUUUGUCAGAACUGUUGGGCUAUUUGCUCACACAGUUUUGAGCAACUGACCCUUUUGGUAUUGUAAAAAAAAAAUAUAUAUAUAUAUAUUAUUCAUAUAGUUUAUUAUUGAACAUCAAAUAUGUUGCUUUUGAAGUGUAUACAAUUAAAUAUAACAUUUAAAAAAGGAUUUGCAAAUCAUUGUAUUAUUUUUAUGCCCCAACUUCAUCGGAAACUAUAUUAACCGGAUGAACGCAACCAUCUUGUUUUUUUUUUUGUGUUUUUUGUUACACAUUCAAGAUUUGUUGUGCUGGUAAUUUUAUCUGUGAAGUCAACAUGAUGUUACACUGACUGCCACAUGUAAUACUGAUGAUUCCUCACAAUGACACAAAAGGAACAUUCUUUGUGUCUUUUCAUCACUGCCAUUGGCUGCUUUUGCCUGUUACGAGCCAUUUGCUGCGAACUCCAGAGCAGAUAUCGAGAACUUGACACUAGUGAAGGUUUUCAUCAAUUUUUAAUCGGUGCGAUACACAAGCAGUCAAGGUUCAUUACCAUUCAAUAAAAGCUGAACGGUGAAAGAAUUAUGUUGAACGUUAAAACUGAGUAUUAUUUUACAGUUUUAAACAUUCCCCCCCAGUUUUAUAUGUUGGGAUUCCUACUGCCACUCUAAUUAUGGUUGUGGAAAAAUAGAAUAUUUUUAUACUUGCUAUCUAUCGGAGAUUUGACCAUUGAUAAAGCAUUGUGGUGAAUAACUCAAAAAAUACAAUCUAAUUGGACACAGUUAAAGUCACAAACCUAGUAUGGUACUCAAUUUACGUAUUUCAAUUAAUCCAGCAAAAAAGUAUAUAAAGUAAUUAUGUGUUUAUAAUACUUUAUUGAUCUUUAGAAAGGUUCUGUACAUAAGUGUGGGUUAAGGUCCACAAGUGGAUUUCACAUUAUAUCAGACCAUCUAUAUAUUAAUAUAGAUGGUGGUGAGUUGUGUUCAGGCUUUAAUGACAUUCCAGGUCAUAGUAAUGAAUCAGUGGUGGUGCAGCAAUUGACAGGCAAUGUUCAACAUGAUCAUGUUCAUCAAUGAAGCUGAAGAUGAACCUUUCCAGUUCUUAUUCACAUCACACUCAAUUAUGUUUGUCCAUUUAUUCUCGACAUGCUGUGUUUAAGAACACUUGCUGAGGUAGACUUAUGCUGAAUCGGUUUAUUCACUUUGUACCAGAUAGAAAUGUAGCAGGAACAUGCAGGUCACUUUUUAGUCCCGUUUUCCUUAUGCCACUCAAUGACCAUCUCAUUGUGCAGUCAAUCUUUUCAGCACAUGACCCAGACAAAAAAAAAAAUCUGUCACAUCCUUAAUGUGAUGUUCUCCAAACACGUUUGUAUUUCAAAGACAUGCUUUAAAUUCAGGCUCAAGUAUUUUUUUUCUCUUGCGAUACAUUGAAACUAGGCAGGAUAAAUGUUUUUUAUUUCUUGAAAUGUAAGUCAGUAAUGAGACAUGUCAUUCAUAAUUUCCAUUGGACAACCACCUAUCUGUAAGUGUAAGUUUAUCCAUAAAGUAUUUAUUUGCGCAAAUCAGCUCACCUCAAAAUUAUAUUAUCCCUAUAAGAUUUUAAAGCUAUUUUUGGUGUGCUUUAGUAUUUUGUAUACCCUAAGGGAAUAUUUCAAGCUGUUAUUUACUUAAGGAAUGGAUAUUGCGAUAGCAGAGAAGCUGGCUUUCUUGCGAUGAGCUGUUUGUUGACUUGGCUCUUCUGUGCUCUUGUUGUUGCAAUGCAAUUAGAAACUACAUAAAUACUACUGUUGUGUCCUUUCAUCGGUACUUUAAGAUUAUAGUUACUAUUUAUUAUUAGUAAUCCUGUACAACAUUUGUGUCUCUGUAAUGUUUUUUUUUUCUCAAGCGCUGUCUUUGUUAGAGGCGGCCACUAGAGGGAGAAAGGACUUAAGUGCCGAGGUUUAGAAGAACCAUUUGACUAAACAAUGACAAUUAAAUAAUUAUACAGACUUAUAAAGACUUUAAUAUAACUAGAUUGCAUUAGGAUAAAUUAUUUGUGUGGCAUCAAAAAGCCAUUGUGGACCAUAAUAAUCAUUCUGCCAAACAGGACCUUUUCAAGAAUGUAUUAAAAGUGGUGCAACAUUUUUUUAACCUCAGUUUGUUCACUCGCCUUCGAGGAAAUUUUAUUUUGUGGUUCUCCUAUAAAUCAGUUAUCAGAGUUAUAUUACUCUUAGAUGGUGGGGUGCUUUGUGUUGUAUAUUUGUCUAUAGAAAGAAAUGUACUCUUUAUGCUCAAAUGUAACUUUCCCUUGUCGGAAAAUAAAGAGACAAAAACUAUUGGC